AUGGUUGGGCAGAUUCGGGCAGAGCUAGAGCAUGAGCUCAGCAUUCCCGACAAGUCCUUGUUCUUGAUGAACCUGUCAGGUGCUGCAGAGUUCAAGCAAGUGCUUCCCGACGAGAAAUCACUCAGAGAUUUGGGCUUGAAGCCCGGAGACCGUGCGGGGAUCGAGCUUAGAAUCAAUUACUAUCAAGAGCAAGUGGCGGAGGAAUACGUCAUGCCAGACUGCCUCGAGCUGAAGGUCAUGAAUGAUCGCGGGGAGGAACGGAUUAUUUCAGUCCACGUGCAGCGGCCUGUGAUGGACAAGCCAUAUUUUGGCGGCUACCGAAACAAGAUGACGGGUGCUACGUAUCAUCAUGCCGUGACCCAGACAGCACCGAUCCAAAAGAAAGACGUGCACAUCAUACGCUUCCAUCGCGAGGCACAAACCUACGAGUACCGGACCCGCUCCACACAGUGCAAGCGAGAGGCUGGCACACAGAUGGAGAAGGUGGGCUUGUACGUCGACCAACGCGAUGACGUGGUCAUGAAGCCUCGACGGCCAUACUUCAGCAGUGCCGACAAGGCGUUUAAGCGCACUCGACAGCUCCGUCAAGCGCGGCAGGUUCUGCAGCGUACGAGAGACUUCGUCAUUUUGACUGCAGUUGAUCCAGAAGGCGUCCUGCUGAAGCUCAAGGUCCCACAGCGGGAUAUCCCGAAGCUCGGCGGAAAGAAGUGGGAUCCAGACUACCGUCCAAUCGAAGACUUUUUCGAACCUUGGGCCCAACAGUUCGCAUCGUCGGAACAGCAGGCAGGUUAUGGCUUGGUCUCUCAAUUCGACGAGCUUACAGAACCAUGGAUGGAAGGAGGAGCCACCUUUGCAUUUUAA
Durusdinium trenchii is the source of this 861-nucleotide messenger RNA. NCBI's taxonomy places the organism in Eukaryota, Dinophyceae, Suessiales, Symbiodiniaceae. The record is from the annotation of a GenBank genome assembly.